AUGGCUGAGGUACUAUCUUCCGAGCAACCACGCCCACCACCUUCCCCUCCCACCAUAUUAAAGCACAGCUUGAACCAGUACGCCGUCCACCAAACCCUAGCCAGUGCGGCCAACCUCACUAACCUUCUACCUACCAGCACAGUCCUCGCAUUUCACACCCUCAUCCCUACUUUGUCCAACAAUGGUUCUUGCCAACUUUUCAAUAAGUACCUGACAACAUGUGUCAUUACAUUUUGUGCUCUCCUUUGUUUCUUAUCUUCGUUUACUGAUAGCUUCAUGGACAACGACCGAAAACUCUACUAUGGAAUCGCCACGUUCAAAGGCAUGUACAUUUUCAACUGCAGUAACGCCGAGGACAUGGAUAGGGACUUGAAGAAUUAUAAAAUAAAGUUUAUAGAUUUUGUUCACGCCUUUAUGUCACUAUUUGUGUUCUUGGUCUUUGCUCUUUGCAACUUCAAUGUGCAAAGUUGCUUCUUUUCUGAAGCGGGAAUAAGUGAACUAACAAUGAAUUUGCCUCUCGGAGCUGGGAUUUUGUCGAGCUUCUUGUUCACAAUCUUUCCGACUACUCGUAGAGGGAUCGGAUACGCAGACAUGAUGCCUCGGGCAUUAUAG
Messenger RNA from Malus domestica (apple), 612 nucleotides. Its product is annotated as protein DMP4-like. NCBI's taxonomy places the organism in Eukaryota, Viridiplantae, Streptophyta, Magnoliopsida, Rosales, Rosaceae. Gene Ontology annotation, biological process: endomembrane system organization. The record is from RefSeq and is a predicted model, not a curated record.